Phalacrocorax carbo (great cormorant) is the source of this 6656-nucleotide messenger RNA. The record is from RefSeq and is a predicted model, not a curated record. NCBI's taxonomy places the organism in Eukaryota, Metazoa, Chordata, Aves, Suliformes, Phalacrocoracidae.
CGCGCAGGCGCGCACGGAGCCGGUGGCGGCGGCGGCGGCGCAGCGGGGGCCGCCGCUGGGCUCGGCCGGGGCUGCGGAUGGCGGAGCGGCGACAGCGGCGGCGGGGCCCGGGCAGCGGCGGGGCGCCGGGGGAGGUGAGGUUGCAGAAUCAGCAUGUGUCUCUAUUAGUUAAAAAGACAGAAGCAGUCUCCGCCAGCCAAGAAACCAGCAAAAAUAUUUCACAAUGGAUGUAGAUGAUGAAGAAAACAUGAGUUUGAGCAGCACUGAUGUUAAAGAAAACCGCAACGUGGACAACGUUCCCCCCAAGGAUGGUGGUGGGCAAGGCACCGGGGAGGGAAUGCAGCUCUCCAACGGCGGUGGCAGCAGCAGCAGAAAGCGUCCUUUGGAGGAGGGCAACAAUGGCCACUCCAAAUUUCGCCCAAAGAAGAGGAAGAAAACGCCUGGCCCUGUUCUGCCAAAGAAUGCCCUGAUGCAACUUAAUGAGAUUAAACCUGGUUUACAGUACAAACUCCUCUCCCAGACAGGGCCGGUGCAUGCCCCCAUGUUUGUGAUGGCAGUGGAAGUAAACGGGCAGGUAUUUGAGGGAUCUGGCCCAACGAAAAAGAAAGCCAAGCUUUAUGCUGCUGAGAAGGCUCUGCGGUCUUUCGUCCAGUUUCCAAAUGCCUCAGAAGCCCACCUGGCAAUGGGGAGGACUCUGUCAGUCAACACGGACUUCACCUCUGACCAAGCGGACUUCCCUGACACCCUUUUCAAUGGGUUCGAAACGCCUGUCCCUUCCGAUGCUUCCUUUUACCUAGGGUCCAAUGGGGACGGGUCCUUUAGCUCUAGCGGGGACUACGGUUUGCCGUCAUCUGCUGUAGCCAGCAGCCUUUCCCAGUCGCCUCACCCCGUGCCAUCCCCCUACCCCUCCACCAGCGGGAAGAACCCUGUCAUGAUCCUCAACGAGCUGCGGCCGGGGCUGAAGUACGAGUUUCUCUCAGAGAGCGGGGAGAGCCAUGCCAAAAACUUUGUCAUGGCUGUGGCUGUGGACGGUCAGACUUUUGAAGGCUCGGGAAGGAAUAAAAAGCUGGCAAAGGCUCGGGCAGCUCAGUCGGCCCUGGCAUCCUUGUUUAACAUGCAGCUGGACCAGACCCCAUCUCGACAGCCCAUUCCCAGCGAGGGGCUCCAGUUACACUUGCCACAGGUUUUAGCUGAUGCUGUUGCACGCUUGGUUGUAGAUAAAUUCAGUGAUUUGACAGAAAAUUUCACAUCUCCACAUGCACGUAGAAAAGUCCUUGCUGGAAUUGUCAUGACAACAGGUACAGAUGUGAAAGAUGCCCUGGUCAUAAGUGUUUCUACAGGAACAAAAUGCAUUAACGGUGAAUAUAUGAGUGAUCGUGGAUUUGCAUUAAAUGAUUGCCAUGCAGAAAUUAUAUCUCGCCGGUGCCUGCUUAAAUUUCUGUAUACGCAACUUGAGCUUUAUCUAAGCAAUAAAGAUGAUCAGCAAAAAUCCAUUUUUAUCAAAUCGGAGCGAGGCGGGUUUAAGCUGAAGGAGAAUGUGCAGUUUCAUCUCUAUAUCAGCACAUCUCCUUGUGGCGAUGCUAGGAUUUUUUCACCACACGAAGCAGCGCAAGAGGAUCAAGGGGACAGGCAUCCAAACCGCAAAGCAAGAGGACAGCUACGGACAAAAAUAGAAUCUGGGGAAGGGACCAUCCCUGUGCGCUCUACUACCACUAUCCAGACGUGGGAUGGUGUAUUGCAAGGAGAAAGGCUACUUACCAUGUCAUGCAGUGACAAGAUAGCAAGGUGGAACGUAUUGGGUAUUCAAGGAGCCUUACUUAGCCUCUUUGUGGAGCCAAUUUACUUCUCUAGCAUCAUCUUGGGGAGUUUAUAUCAUGGGGAUCAUCUAUCCAGAGCCGUAUACCAGAGGAUAGCAGAGAUAGAAGAUCUACCACCUCUUUAUACACUCAACAGACCUUUACUUAGUGGCAUUAGCAAUGCAGAAGCCCGUCAACCAGGGAAAGCACCAAACUUCAGCGUGAACUGGACAGUAGGAGACACUGGUCUUGAAGUUAUUAAUGCCACAACUGGCAAAGAUGAAAUGGGUCGUGCAUCUCGCCUUUGUAAGCAUGCUUUUUACAGCCGCUGGAUGCGUAUUCAUGCAAAGCUUUCCUCCAGCUUGUGUGCAAAGAUCCUCAAGCCUAACCUGUACCAUGAAACCAAGCAAGGAGCCACUGAGUAUCAAACUGCCAAAGAGUGUUUGUUUAAAGCAUUCCUGAAGGCAGGACUUGGAGCCUGGGUGGAGAAGCCCAUAGAACAGGAUCAGUUUUCUCUGACGGUCUGAUUCACAGACUGCACAUCACUUUGAAAAGGGGAAUUCCUGAUGUCCAGCAUUGCUUUCUGGCAUCUCCACAGCCAUCAAAGCAUCUUUUUACUGCUUGGAGUUGUUUUUUUUCCUUUUUUUUUUUUUUUUUUAAACUUCAUGGUAACUGUUUCUGUUUGGCCUAAGUAUUGAAACUCAGUGAUGAUCUGGCACAUAAUUGUAUAUUUUGUUAUGGGAAAGUAAUUUCUGCUGUAUUUCUAGAAAUACUUACUGUAGAAAACUUGCAGUAAGGCUGUCCUUACAGUAUACAAUGACUCAUUUUUUCUGGGUUAAAAUAAUUUGGUUUUUUUAAUUGAAUGUCAUCAAGUGCAUGAAGAAAUGAAAGUUUCUCUAGGUUUUACACCACACUUUUAGGAAGUAGCUUAAUUUUUUAAAAAGAAAAUAGGUGACAAAGUUGAUUCUACUCCUCUGUUAACUUGUUUUUGAACUGCAGAUAUUUCUAGCAUAUAGACCACAGAGCCAGAAUGGAGUCUGGACAGCUAGUUUCUCCCCACUUCCUUGCUCUUUAAAACCAGCUGCUGAAAAUUUCAUGUCUUUGAUGUAUGUAUUUAUUAGUCUGUGACCCAGUUUUUAACAUGCAGCUUUUAAUUCUGUUUUUAAAAAUACAUUUACCUCCCAUUUACACACAUUGUGAAGUCUUCAUUUUUUUACCAUUGUAAACUGGAAACAGCAAAAUAAUUAUUUGUAACUUAAGAAGUUUAGACUACAGUGUGCAGAAACCUGUUUAGAAGUAGGUGAUUUGUAUAUCCCAGGAACUCAUCAGAAUACAAUUGUAACUAUAACAGUAAUAUGACAACUUAAAAAAAAAAAAUGCUGAUUUUAAGGGCACUAAGCCUGAAUUGCCAAAACCAGUCACUUGCUGGGUAUUGAUUGUUCUUCUCUAAGCUCCUGUACAGGCAAAAAGUUGCUAAAACCUCUUUCCUGUGAGUUAUACCUGCUUUCGCCCAAGUUGUUGUGUCUCUGAGAUUUCAUUGCCUUUUGGCUUAACAUGUGUUCAUGAAGCUAAUUAGGUAAGUCGCUCUCAAAUGUGCUUUUGUUUGCUUUGACUAUUACUUAGAAAGGUGUUUUUCCUAAAGGUGUAGACUCUUCUGCUUUAUGUAAAAAUGUGAGAUAUAGGGGAAAUAUUGUGAAAUCUUUGAUUAACUGGUGUAUAGAAGGCAUUUUUAAAAACACUUUUUAGUACCUGAUGUUUAGGAGCGAGGAGACAGUGUCCAGUAUCGCUUAUCUGCUCACAUGGUGUGUGUCCAAACACAUCCCUUGGCUCAUACCCAUCCAGGUGUCACCUGUGCUUUCUGAAGACCAUCUCAGAGAUCCUCUGUGUUCCCUUUGCAAGUGAUGAAGGUGAUGCUUCAUGACAUGGGAGUUCGCCUGACAAAAACAAAUCAGUGGACCCACUUUUCCAGCUGUUGGUUCCUGUCCCUCCGCUCCACCACCCCUUGCCUGUGCCGUAUGGGACAUCAGAUCAGUGGGCUGGUCCAUGCUUUGAAGUCAAGUAUUACUUUUAGACCCACAUUGGGUCAGAGAUCCAGUUUAGAGUUGUGCUGGCUUAUCUGCAGAGGCAGUGGAGUGGAGCAUGGAUCCCUUCAGCCAGCUUCACAGCCAAAGCCUGUAUCAUGAAGCUGUAACUGGAGUUACUGUACUUCAGCCCCAGCCAUCUCUGGGGGGUUAGCAAAUACUUGGGGCGUUGGAGACUUUGAUGAAAAACCACUUCUGGCCAAUCGUGAAUGCCAAGGAGACAUACUACUUUGUGAUUGCUCAAGUAGGAACCCAUUUUCAACUUCAAAAAAUGAUCAAGCCUGAAAAUGACUUGUGCAUGAGUUGAAGCCUCUGGGUUAGUGUCUUGGAAGUAAUGCACUGAGGUGCAAACAAUGCAUUUUUGGCAGUAUUAUGGAUAAUAGCAAGCACUGCUGUGGGAAGGUGAGCAAUUCUGUGUCCUAGCAAUUGCCUCAGAAAAGACUGUGAUGCUUCCAGAGGUUGCUGCCUUUUCCAGAUGCCAGAGGAAGAAAUGUUACAAGCUGCAAUAGACAGGCUGUGUUAAUUCAGCUUCAUUGGUGACUUAAGCCAUCCUGUCCACUUCUCAUUAAAACCAAGAGUGCUCCCAUGGCCUCCACCAUCCCAAGAAGACUUUUGCAGUUGUCAUCCGACUAAGGAUUAGACUGACCUCUUCUAAAACUAGAAGAAACUUAACCAUAUGUGGUCAGAUUUUGCAAGCACUCGGGCAGCUGCCUUUUGAGAUCAACCUUGUUUCAUUCAUGUUGCAGAAAUUCCAUUGUGGCUGUAGUCGAAUACGUGCAUAUGUUUCUGCAGGAUCAAGGGAAAGCUGGUUGCACUGUGUGCAUUUUCUUGAGAUCAGUACUGCUAUUAGAUGAAAUGCACAUUUUUAAGGGGCUCAGUCUAUUGAUAAAUGAAGUCUGUUGAUAAUUUCCAGCAAAUUAUUUUUACCCAUCUUUCUGAAGUGCUCAUUCAAAAGUUGGUGUCUCUGGAUUUUUUUGAUGACUAGGAAAGUAUUAGCUCAAACUAUUUUUUUUAUGAAGUCACAAAUAUGAGCAAUAUAUUUAAGUAUUAUUAUAGACAUAGUUUUUUAAGCUGUUCAAAUGAAUGAUUAAAAUUAAACUGUAAAGGAAAUAUGUUCCAUGCCAGAACCUUUUGAUGAAGGAAUGGUGUCAGGUUAUUUAUGAGGAAUGAGUUCUCUUGUUUAUAAUUCUGGGAUUUUAAAAAGUAAGUUUUCCAGGGUUGUAUGCAAUCCAUAUCUAUCUUCUAGGAGUCAAUAAAAUACUGCGUGGCUUCCUUCACUUGCUUGUUCCUUUUUGUGCAGUUAAUACCUGGACAGAAGUUGGGAGGCAGAGUUGUGAUUGCUGAUGCUCCCGUAUUCCUCACAAAUCACCAUCACCGAGCAAGAAUGGAUAGCAAUGUAUAUAAUUUCAAGCGACUGCAAAAGAUAAAGACAACUCAGCUUCCGGCAGCUGCAGAAUUUUGUGGCUGACCUUUCUGUCAGGAACUGUGAGUCUCCCUGCUGGGUUGGGAGGCUGAGUGGCCUUGUCUGAAAAGCCUGGGGUGGAUGGAUGGGUGCUGGCCUACACAGGGACUUGCAAUGCUGCUCUGGGAUCUGCCUCAGUUCUUUUAAUUGUUUUCUUUUCUUAUUUUUGAUUGAAUAUGAGUGUUCAUCUCAGGAUCUUCAAAGGACUUAAAAUAAAGAGUAGCAACUUAAAUGUUUGAAUACUUGAAAUCUAAUUUAAGGUGUUUUUCUCCAGAUGGCAGUCUAGCUAUAAUAAAGUUCAGAAGUUAGUAAGAUAGAUAAUUUUAAAUAUAGAUGUUUGAAAUAUAUAAGUUCUGCAGAGUUAUUUUAAGAAAAUUUGGGCCUAAAGGUUAGCACUUGAGAUAUUGGUUGUGGCUGUACUCAGGACCUGGUAAUAACUAUAGAUUAUUUCUUACCACUUGUGUGUGAAACAUAUCGUGUGUAGGAGCUUGUCAGCAACCGUUCUUCCCCAGUGUCAUGGAUGUCGCACUCACGGCCCCAACUCACCCUCAAGUAGCUAGUAAUGGUAAUCAUGACACUGCAUACUUAGGAAUGUACAGCAGAAACUGUACUGUUUCUGUACAGUUGGCAAUUUCGAUCUUCUCAGAGAAAUCUUUUCAUGACUGGUUACUGCGUAGGAAACUCAGGCGUAGAAGACACUUGUGUGCUAUUACUCUGUACAGCCUCUAGAUCUACAAUAACUUGCAGCUGGAAGUCUAAGGAUCUCGGAGCUGGUGUUGCAUUUCAUCAGUCUGGUUCUGUGCUGUUGACCCAAGGGGAAAAAAAUAAAUAGGAUCCAGCUCUCAGUGAAAACAUGCAUGAAAUAAAGCUGUUGGUUCAGAGCGCUUGGUAGCACAAAGCAGAGCAUGUGUCUCAUGGAAGAGCAGUGCUGCCUUUCGAAACCAAGCUGGCUUUAAAAAAUAACCAACCACAAAUUGGGAAUCAAUUCUAAGAAUUGCUUGGUCAUGUUCACCAUGUAAUUGUGUUUGUUUUUUGUGGGGGUUGUUUGGUUUUUUUAAAAAUAUCAAUGGUUUUCUAAAUAGCGAAGAUUAUUAUUGCUGUUCCUUAAAUUAGGCUUUAACGCUUGGCAGGCUCAUACUUACAGAGAAGCUGCACUUUCAGUUCUUCGCAUUUUUAUCAUCAUAAAAUGUCCACUGUGAAAAUUAUCCCACAGUUUAAUGGAAAAGAAGAAGAGCUGCAAUUCAGGUACACAGAACAAAAAUGUCUAAUGUUACUUAAAACCUAAGAAUCCUGAGAAAUAAAAUGUAUAAAAUGUAA